AUGGAUGGCCGGAGGAGGGGCGGAGGCGGAGCUGCGGCGGGUGCGGUGGGGUGGCUGCUGCCGCUGCUUCUUCUCGCCUCAUUGUGCGCCCGCUCCCGCGGGCUCAAUGCCGACAGGGUGCUGCUCAUGGCCUUCAAGAACGCGAUCACCGCGGACCCGCUGGGCGCGCUGGCCGGCUGGACCUACAGCGACGCCGCACCGUGCGCCUGGAACGACGUCGUCUGCAACAGCUUCCCGCAGCCCAAUGCCGGACCGGCGGUGGUCAAUGUGACCUCCGCCGACGGCAACGGCAACGGCAACUCCGUGCCCGCGCCCGCGCCGAACGCCGCCGCCGCCGCUGCGGGCGGGCUCGGCGCGUCACUGGUGGUGGCCACGGUGUCGCGGGUCAUUAGCCUCGUGCUCCCCAACACGCAGCUCUCGGGGACGCUGCCGCCGGACCUCGGCCGCGUCGAGCACCUGCACCACCUCGACCUCUCCGGGAACAGCCUCAGCGGUGGCCUGCCGACCACGCUGCUCAACGCCACCGAGCUCCGCGUGCUCUCGCUCGCGGGCAACGCCAUCUCCGGCGAGCUCCCGGACACGGGGGCGGUGGCCUACGUGCGCGGGUCUCUAGGAGCUCAACCUCUCGGGAAAGCGCGCUGGGAGCGCCUCCCCGCCCGCGCAUGCGGGCUGCCCCGCCUCGUCGUCUUUGGGGCUCGCUAG
Messenger RNA from Miscanthus lutarioriparius, 702 nucleotides. NCBI's taxonomy places the organism in Eukaryota, Viridiplantae, Streptophyta, Magnoliopsida, Poales, Poaceae. The record is from the annotation of a GenBank genome assembly.